ACACCUUAAAUGAAAUAUGAGAAACUAAUGAUAGUGAAAGAUGUCACCACAGUUUUCACUUAUUUGAUCAAUAUUUCAAUAAAUGAUUAAGAUACUUAAAUUUUGGGAAGGAGCUGAUAAACUAUAAAAUAUAUUGUUGUAAAACAUCACCAUAUACUUUGAGUUCCAUCAGCAUCUAAAAAUAAAGCAUCCUGACAGUGUUACUGUUCCUCAAAUCAAAGUGCAGUGACGUAGAUAUGGAAAAUUUCCAAGUUCCUUUUGGAAAUUCUUUUAGACAUUGUCGUUGUGUUAAAGGACAUUGACAAAGGGAGAGCUGUUAAGGUGGCAGAUGAUUGCUAGCAGGCUCUAUUUGACUAGGUAAAGCUCUAAUGUAUUUACUACCUUGCCAUAAGUCAGUCACUGGUAUCCUGCUCUCUCAUUUGUAGGCGACUAAAUUGCUGAUCUCAAAGUUGAGGAAAGUUGCCUUGGGAUCUGCUCACUUUGUGUUGCAAGUAAUAUUUCCGUCUGUAAUCACUACCGAAUGUCACUGAUUUCGACUCACUGGGAAUCGUUUCCUUUGUGGAUGAAGUUUUAGUUGUUUAGUCAAUAUAAAGAUGAAGCAAACGACAUUAGAAAAGUCUUCAGUUAAGACAUGAACUAUUUUCUGAACAUGAAAAUGUCUGCUGUAAUUAUUUCAUAUUGUAAUCUUAUCUCCUGCUAAAAAAGGCUCAGGUGAUGCAAGUUCUCUUAUUCUAAGGUGAGGACAAUAUCUUAGGAAAUUUUUCUAAUAAUUAAAAAAACCCGAUAGAAAGGUUUUGUUUGUGUUCAGUUUAUCCUUUUUCUUUAUAAAAACAAAAAGGCGAAUCAAUUUAUUCUGCAGUAGAUAUUGCCUUUUUAAUCCUCAGUUUUAUUUUGUAAAGCUGGCUCAUGAUCAAUCAAAUUUGUACAGCAUGCUUCUCUUGAUUGAUCAGUGUGUGUUAUCCAGUAAGUAAAUAUUGACUGUGUACCUAAACACAGAUGUAAAAAAAAAAAAAGAAAAGUGUGUAUACUGAAGCUAUAAUGAGCUCUAGGUGCAGCUCUUACACAACAUAACUUUUGUAAUCGAACAAAGAAAGCAUGCCUGUUGUCUGUGAUCUCAGUUCAACUUUGAAGGUGCAGCCCGGAUCAAAACCUGUAUGAACACAAAUUAAAAAAACAAAUUAAACAAAGCUGUUGUAAAGGCUCACCUUUCAGCACAUUCACUUCACCAGAUGCACCUUGUUUCUUUUCCUCACCUUUGAUUGGGUGUGGUGCUUGGCCUUAAUUGCACUCACCUGUCACUCGUUAUAUAAGGACUGCACUCACCUACCCCUCACUCUUUCUUCACUCCCACAUGGGGCGGCAGCUGAGAGAGAGCAGUCCAUGUGUGUCUUUCUUUCCUUUACCCGUUAUACAAUAAAACGACAAAACCUGUAAAUGAUUGACUGCUUAUUCUCAUUCUAAUCGGAUGAGCCCAUGAUGAUGACUACUGAAACCCUGAACCUUCCUUCCUCCAAAACAUGGUCCUCCGAGCCGGAGUAGCGUUAGCGUCAUGGAUUCACAGCAGCCAUUGACUGAAGAUUUGAGACGUUCCGGUCGUGAUAGUCGACCUCCUGCCCACCUGCAGCAGUAUGACGUUCAGUAUCCUGGAAGUAGAAGUGCUAGAUGUGAUACAGAGAGUCAAACAGAAUGCCAGCACAGUGACAAAGACACACAUGGGCUGCAGGAUCCUGUCGGAGAGUCAGAAAGACAACCAGAGACAUCCCCUGCUCCUUUACCCACCAAUCAAGAUGAGGUGAUGAGGGAACUCCUGAUGACAAUGAGGGAGAUUAGGCAAUUCAUGAUUCAGUUAUCUCCUCCCCAUUCUCGCAGUUCCUCCAGAUCUUCAAUUCACACUGUCUCUGAUGAAAGCAAAUCCUCUGUUUGCGGUUUACAAGCCAUUCCCCAAACACAUCAGCAACAUGAGCAGUUCCCAGUGAUUGAUCCAGCAACAUGUCAAUCACCCUCUCAGCCCCCCCAGGUUAGCCGUCACUCUGGUGCAGUUCUGGCUGCUAGCCCUCCUUUCCCUAAUUCAACAAUAUUAGAUGCUGCAGUUCCUUCAAGUGGUUUGCCUAGACCAGUUUUUCCUACACCAGAUGAGACUCCUUUUAAUUUCCUGGCCACACCACUGCAAGGUCCCCACCAGAUUUCAUGUGUUCAACCUGCUGUUCCUCUAGAUGAAGACCCCGCUCAACCUCUCGUCUGCAUUGCGGAACCAAGGCAGCACCCUCCUGUAAAGCAGCAACCAGCUACAUCUGAUGGUUUGCAUGCACAAAAACCUUCGGUACCCAUUACUGCUAGUUCUAGUCACCCUGUUAGCACUAGAACACAUGUGUAUAAACUUGAGGGUCCUUCUUUCCCAGACCUUACCAGAGAAGAUGAAAUCCAGUAUAGGCUGUUACGAAUGGCCCUUACUAACCUGCUUGACCCUCAUGAGACGGAGCACUUUAAAUAUCAUGUCCUCCUCGAUCAUCUGAAAGUAGACCAAGCUAAACGGUUAGCUAUUUCCUUUUCCUAUGCUCCUGACCCAUACACUCAAGCCAUCAAAGCUCUUGAUGAGCGUUAUGGGCAACCAAGACAGCUAGCAUUGAAAGAGCUACGGAAUAUACUGGAGCUUCCUCCUAUCAGAGCAGGUGAUGGUCGGACUCUGGAUAACUUUGCUCUUCGUGUGCAAGCUUUAGUUGGUUUGCUUAGCACUAUGGGUGAUCAAGGACGGACAGAACUAAAUUGUGGCUCCCAUGUCGAUCGCCUACUUGAAAAGUUGCCCGCAGAGCAUUCCAGUCGCUUCAAACGGCACAUUUACAGGGAACAAGGAGAUAUGAUGUAUGACUUACCUUUGUUCUCAUCCUGGUUGCAAAUGGAAUACAAGUGUCAACCAAGAAAGGACAGUGUCAUGGUCCUGGGCCAUGUUGGCCCAGUAUUCUUAGUUUUCUUGUAUGUUUGUAUUUUGUUCCCUAUUUAGG
Haplochromis burtoni (Burton's mouthbrooder) is the source of this 2999-nucleotide messenger RNA. RefSeq lists its product as uncharacterized. Lineage: Eukaryota; Metazoa; Chordata; Actinopteri; Cichliformes; Cichlidae. Bases 1550 to 2998 code for a protein of 482 amino acids. The transcript is spliced from 2 exons. The record is from RefSeq and is a predicted model, not a curated record.